AUGGAGAGAGGGGCUGAGCACCCCGAAAAGCCUGGCACCUGCUCCCCGCCAGCGUCGGGCCCUCGCAGCCCCGGGCUGGGCCUCCGAAGCUCCACACCGCGCCCCCCUGCCCGUGGCCUCCGGCGGCUCAGCGGCGCGCCGUUCCCUGCAGAGCCCAGAGCCGUGGCGACGGGGCAGCUGGAGCGCCCCGGGGGGCCGGUGGAGACCGGCGGCCGGUCCCGGCAGCGGCGCCCCAGCUUCCUGGAGUGGGGGCUGCUGCUCCUGCUGCUGCUGGUGGCGGGCGCCCUGGUGGCCUUGGGCCUCCUCUACGCCCCGAACAGCCCUCCAACCGCCAGGAUCCUCAAGAACAUGGACCCGUCCCAGGACCCGUGUGAGGACUUCUACCAGCACGCGUGCGGGGGGUGGCUGCGGCGCAUCAUCGAGGAGCGAGACUCGCAGCCCCUGCUGGACAUCCUGGCGGUGGUGGGCGGCUGGCCGGUGGGUGGCCGCUCAGCUUUGGGUGUGGGUUUCAUGGGGAGCAAAGCAGAAAUCACGCCCUUCCCGCCCGUGUCUGCGACCAUGCAGAACUACCUGGUGUGGCACCUGGUGCAGGAUCGCAUUAGCAGCCUGAGCCAACGGUUCAAGGACGCACGUGCAAAGUACCGCAAGACCCUCUUCAUACAGUCAGUGCUGUCUUCGGUCAGAAUCGAGCUGCUGCCCGAUGAGGAGGUGGUGGUCUACGGCAUCCCCUACCUCCAGAAGCUGGAGAGCAUCAUCGGGGUCUUCUCAGACAGGUGCAGCCGGGAGGCCCGGGAGGUGCUGUAUGGCAAGACCACAAACGAGGUGCGCUGGCGGGAAUGCGUCAGCUACGUCAACAGCAACAUGGAGAGCGCCGUGGGCUCCCUCUACGUCAAGAAGGCCUUCUCCAGAGGCAGCAAGAACGUGGUUGGAGAGCUCAUCGAUAAGAUGCGGGCUGUGUUCGUGGAGACCCUGGGCGAGCUGAGCUGGAUGGACGAGGCGUCCAAGAAGAAGGCCCAGGAGAAGGCCAUGAGCAUGAAGGUGCAGAUCGGGUACCCCGACUACAUCCUGGACGAGAGGAGCAUGUACCUGGACAAGGAGUAUUCCAACGCCCAGGGAGGAGCCAGGUGUCCGGACUGGCCGACCCCCACCCUGGCUGGGGCAGUGCCGGGCAUGGCUGGUGGCAUUGGGCCCUCAGGGUGGCCCAGAGGGAGGGUCCAGGAGACAGGACUCCACGUGACCAGCUCACUCCUCAGCUGGAUCAUCGGGGCCGCGGUGGUCAACGCGUUCUACUCGCCAAACCGGAACCAGAUUGUGUUCCCCGCCGGCAUCCUGCAGCCCCCCUUCUUCAGCAAGGACCAGCCGCAGGCCUUGAACUUCGGGGGCAUUGGCAUGGUGAUCGGACACGAGAUCACCCACGGCUUUGAUGACAACGGCCGGAACUUCGACGAGGAGGGCAACAUGCUGGACUGGUGGAGCAACUUCUCCGCCCAGCACUUCCAGGAGCAGGCGCAGUGCAUGGUGCACCAGUACGGGAGCUACUCCUGGGACCUGGCGGAGCAGCAGAACGUGAACGGGUUCAGCACGCUCGGGGAGAACAUCGCGGACAACGGAGGGGUGCGGCAGGCGUACAAGGUGGGCCUGGGGUCGGCAUGGAGCCCUCAGAGCGACAGAGUGCCCCUGCCCAACGAGUGUAGCCGCCCCCUUGGCCAUCCUGAGGGGCCCGCCUGGCCGGGCAGAGGCGGGUGCCGGCUGCUCUGCCCACGUGUCGCCUUGACCUUAGCCCUCGGGUGGCCACUGUCCGUCUCCAAGUACGACCGUGACGGUCAUGGCACAUCCCUGCACCACGGCCCGGCACUGGGCGUCAGGUGCUCAUUCUAG
This is a messenger RNA of Myotis davidii, 1878 nucleotides long. RefSeq names its product membrane metallo-endopeptidase-like 1 (gene MMEL1). Gene Ontology annotation, cellular component: plasma membrane. The transcript is spliced from 13 exons. Gene Ontology annotation, molecular function: metalloendopeptidase activity. Gene Ontology annotation, biological process: protein processing. The record is from RefSeq and is a predicted model, not a curated record. The coding region runs from base 1 to 1878 and encodes 625 amino acids. Lineage: Eukaryota; Metazoa; Chordata; Mammalia; Chiroptera; Vespertilionidae.